This is a messenger RNA of Suillus subaureus, 1482 nucleotides long. Its product is annotated as L-Aspartase-like protein. Gene Ontology annotation, biological process: malate metabolic process; tricarboxylic acid cycle; fumarate metabolic process. Lineage: Eukaryota; Fungi; Basidiomycota; Agaricomycetes; Boletales; Suillaceae. The record is from RefSeq and is a predicted model, not a curated record. The coding region runs from base 1 to 1482 and encodes 493 amino acids. Gene Ontology annotation, cellular component: tricarboxylic acid cycle heteromeric enzyme complex; mitochondrion. Gene Ontology annotation, molecular function: fumarate hydratase activity. The transcript is spliced from 13 exons.
AUGUUCACGGGCACUCGGCUUCCCCACCGGCUCCCCCAUGUGAUUCCUCGUCAACGACUGUUCUCAUCAUCCGUCAUGUCAAAUCAGGCAUUCCGCACUGAGCGCGACACAUUUGGUGAGCUCCAGGUCCCUGCCGAUCGCUAUUGGGGCGCACAGACACAACGGUCGUUACAAAACUUUGAUAUUGGUGGUCCCUCGCAACGGCUACCGCCUCCUCUGAUCAAGGCUUUCGGCGUGCUGAAAAAGGCCGCAUCCAUCGUCAAUGUUAGCUAUGGUAUGGACCCAAAGGUUGGCGAAGCCAUCCAAAAGGCUGUUGAUGAUGUCAUUUCUGGGAAGCUCAUGGACCACUUCCCCUUGGUUGUCUUCCAAACUGGAAGUGGAACUCAGAGUAACAUGAAUGUAAACGAGGUCAUAUCGAAUCGUGCGAUAGAACUCCUUGGCGGUGAACUUGGGUCUAAGAAACCAGUCCAUCCCAAUGACCACGUUAACAUGAGCCAGAGUAGUAAUGACACCUUCCCGACAGCUAUGCACGUCGCUGCUGUGACUGAAAUUAACCAUUCGUUGCUUCCAGCACUAACGCAACUCAGGGAUGCACUUAACAAAAAGGCUGAGCUUUUCAGCGGGAUUAUCAAAAUCGGACGCACGCACUUGCAGGAUGCCACACCUCUGACGCUUGGCCAAGAAUUCAGCGGAUAUGUCCAGCAAAUCGAUAAUGGCAUUGCUCGUAUCCAAAAUGUUAUUCCUCGCUUGAGUCUUCUUGCUCAGGGCGGCACUGCGGUUGGCACAGGUCUGAACACCAAGAAGGGUUUCGACGUUAAAAUUGCUGCCGAGAUCUCUACCAUUACAGGCUUGAAAUUCCAGACCGCGCCUAACAAGUUCGAAGCUCUAGCCAGUCACGAUGCCCUGGUUGAGACUCAUGGUGCUCUGAAUGUCAUCGCGUGUUCCCUGAUGAAGAUUGCGAAUGACAUUAGAUUCCUUGGUUCUGGCCCUCGGUGUGGCUUCGGUGAACUAAGCCUUCCUGAAAACGAGCCUGGCAGUAGUAUCAUGCCUGGCAAAGUUAAUCCCACGCAGUGCGAGGCUGUGACAAUGGUCGCCGCUCAAGUUAUGGGCAACCAAACUGCUGUUAGCGUUGCUGGAGCCAGCGGACAGUUUGAGCUCAACGUCUUUAAACCGGUCAUGAUCAUGAACGUGCUGCAGAGCAUUCGCCUUCUUUCUGAUGCCUCGCGGUCUUUUACUAAGCAUUGCAUAGUUGGCAUCGAGGCUAAUGAGAAGCGUAUCAACCACCUCUUGAACGAGAGUUUGAUGCUUGCAACGAUUUUGAACAGCCACCUUGGCUAUGAUAACGUGGCCAAGUGCGCAAAGAAAGCGCACAAGGAAGGAACAACAUUGAAGGAGGCAACUGUUGCCCUCGGAUAUCUGACACCUGAAGAGUUUGACUUGAAAGUGCGACCAGAGCUGAUGUUAUACCCGGAUGACAUAUAG